AUGGCGUCGAUACCCAUUCGCCUCUGGAAGGGAAAAGGCCUGUCUUCGGUUCCACCCUCUUCGUCUCCGGUCAUCUGUCUACCCUCGAGAUCUCUCCCGCGAGACUGCUCCAGAGCCAGGACGUUUCAGGGCGAAGCCAAGGCCCUGGCAAGCGAGGUGCUCUUCGCUGUCCCUCCUGUUCCGCGUGACGGCAGGCAGCCGCCAGCGUCGUCUCUUGCUCGGCUGCCGCCUGUGUGCCGGAGCCGAGCUCUUUUUCCCAGUGCCGAUGGGAGGGGCAGAGUGGACACAUCGGAGAGAGGGACAGCCGCAGGCGAGAGAGAAGACGGGAGAGGGAAGGGCGGGAACGAGACUGGGAAAGGGGAAGGUCAAACCGCGCAAGUUCCGGGACGCCGCUGGGCCACCGUCGGCGACAGGGACAGCCCCAGGUGUGCCGCGAACACCCACUUGAGCUGGCCAACCCGUCUCCCUCAUCCGCUGAAAGACAGGGCCCGAAAAAUAUCCUCAGCCAGGCUGGGCGAAGCCAGACGCGUGCCUCUCGAAAGACGCAGGUACUUCUCCGUCGCGCUCCGCCGCUGUCACAGCUCGACAGAGAGAGACAUCGUUUUUUCCAUCUUUCCGCGGAAGUCUCCAGAGUCCGCCGGAGACGCUGGAGAUGCCUCGGAGCACAAGGCAGAGAGGGAGCGCAGCCUCUGGGAGGGGCGACGAGUGCAAGAGAGAGGGGUGAAGCAGAAAGCGGGUGGAUGGAGAACUCCGGAGAGAUGUGGGUCUCUGGGAGAGCGGCGGCGUGGGAGCGGCUCACGUGCGCUAGGGGAGGGACUGAAGAAGCCGACAGACGUUUCAGGUUCACCGGAGAGAGGAGAAAGAGAGGACAAAGGGAGACAAGAUGGGAUUUUGUGUGAUGGAGGGGAAGCGGUGAAGGACGUGAAAGACGCAGAGGGAGAUGCUGACACACUUGCGUGGACGCAAGAGCAGGAUGAAAUGAAAAGGCAGCUCGAGAAGCUUCUGUCGACGCCCAAGCACGUGGCGCUGUGGCUGAACGCCUUGGCUGGUCAGCUGGAGCGCAUGCAACGGAGACAGAAUCAGCCGCCGAACAGACGGGAGACGCUUGCCGAAGAAAAGACUCAAGGGGGACUCUGGCAACUCAUUGUCGACGCAGCGGCAACCGCCAGAGCGACCUGUGACAAAACACACGGGGGUACCAGACCAGAGGUGACUGACCUACUGCGUCACGGGACAGAUCGCCCACGCAGUCACUGUACGUCCGAAGGACGUCUAUCCACGUCGACGAUUUCCUCUUCUGCGCCGUCGCCUUCGUCGUCUUCUGCUUCUUCCUGUUCUGUUCUGUCUUCUUCUCACUCGUCUUCUUCUCGCUCGUCUUCUUGUCACUCGUCUGCGUCUUCGGUCUCGUUGUCUUCCGCUUCUGCUCGUCGCACGGCCUGUUUCUGGACUUGGGCCGCUGAGCUGCUUUGCCGGCGUCAGCGUGCAGAAGGUGAGGGAGGCACCCGCCGGCCAGACACCGAGCAGUCCGUGCGGGGCUCAUAUUCCUCUUCUCUCUCAGUCUCCUGCCCCGCGUCUUCUUCUCUCCUCCCUCACUCUCCGUCGUCUGUUCCGUCUCUUUCUGCUUCCUCUUCUGGUUCUCGUCCGUGCGCUUCUCCCCUCCCUUCCGCGCUUUCCUCCUGCACGUCCCCACCCUCGAGCACCCCUUCGAUUCGUGGACUGGCGAUGGCGGCCAAUGCGUGCGUUCGCUUGCAUAAAUUGGGGCGGGAACAUCCUCAUGUCGUUGCAUCUCUCUCAUCGUGUCCACCUCCAUGCGACGCUGUUCCCGCCGAUGCACUCACAGCGAACGCCGGAGGGAAUCGGCCUGUCCGUCUUGCUUCGUCGGCGGUUUCGCUUCCCGAAGAGGAAACGCAAGAGGAACGAGACGCGCGGCCCACCAAAGAUAAGGCCGCUUCGCGUCAGCGUGCUGUCGCGCUGCGGGCCUCCGCCGCGCCGGCUCUGCCUUCCCUUCGCGACCUCCGCGAGUGUCUCCUCACGCUUCUUCUGUCGAUCCAAAACUGGGAAGAAGCCGCCCAAGGAAUGAAUGAGCAAGACGCGUCUCUCUUGGUGCAUGCAUGCGCAACAGCGGACCUCUUCUUUCCUCCGCUUUUCUCGGCACUGUCUACGCGCCUCUCGCCGCCUACGCGCGGAACUCCGGAGACACGGCACCACACUCCAGCGGAAAAGAGCGACACGAGACAAGAGCUACCAAACGGCAGAGACCGGCAGAACGGUAACUUGGUGGGUGUGCCUCAUCCCGCCGAUCUCUCAUCUCUCACUCUGGCGACAGACGCGCCUCCAUCUGCAUCUCAGGGUGGCGUCCCAGGCUCGCCGGGCGGCCCUCCACGAAGUCGCCCUGUCGCGUCUCUUCCAUCUGUGUCUUCGCGCCCAUCGUCUCCCUGUGGUGAGCCGGCGGCCGUGCGGUCGCCUCUCUCCCCGCCGGCUGCUUCCCUCUCUCCACAGUUUGUCUCCCCGCCUCCAUCUCAAUUGCUUCUCUCGCUUCCCCUUCCUCCCCUCUUGCCGCGUUCCGCCUCUUCCUCUCUGCCCCUCUCUGGUGCUGCCAAUACCGCGCGAACUGCUCUUCCGCGCCGCUCCGCAAUCUCACAGGCAGACCAUCCCCAGGAGUCCUCAGGGACUGCAGAUCAAGCACCCCUUCGCGCAACAGAAACAGCGAGGGAGCUCACAGAGCACAGAGAAUCCGAUGGCGACUUUCUCGCUUCGUUCUCGCCCCAGGGCCUCAGUCUCCUCCUUCACGGCUUCGCCGCUCUCCGCGUCUCUCUGUCGCCCGCGCUGGCUGCCCGUCUCGCGCGCUCUGUCCUCGCCACACUGCAUGCAACCAGUCAGGCUGAGGCAGUCGAAAGUCUGCACAGGCGCGAACGUGAGAAGCCGGAAGACGCGAGAAGCUCAGAAGGUGGCGCACGUGGCAGACGAAACGCUUGGCAGGGCCGCGGGGCGCAGAACGCCGAAGAAAAACGGACGGGGGCGCCAGUGCUGGCCGGAGACGGGACGUGUUUCCACGAGCACCGCGUGAGCAACGCGAGAAAGAGAGCGGAAGAGAGCACAGCUGCCGACGCAGGAGAGUCGGACAGUGGAGGCCGGCGAGGGGAGUUGCAAGGAGGUCGCGGCGAGUCCGAGGCGUCGAGCGGGGCGAGAAGGCCACGGCAGGACACGAAGGACGAAGGGAAGAGAGGCGGGCCAUCAGGUGUAUGUACACCCAAACAGGCAGUCCGGCUGGUGUAUUCCCUUUGCGAGCUUCCGGAUGUGCCUCGACCUCUUGCAAAACAGGCGGCCGUGCUUCUCUCCCAAGGGAGGCUGAGAACAAACCCAGAGGCCUUCUCCAUUCAAGGCAGAUUGCUGGCACUUCGAUGUUUCCUUAGUUUCGACGUCCGCGAACCAGAAGGCAUGCAUAACCACCUUGCGCACUUCCUGGCUGUCGCUACGCCGCAGGGUCUCGCCAACGUCUUCUCAGCAGUCGCCAAGCUGGACGUCGGCAGAACUGUUCUUCAUGCAAACAGCCCUCUGGAGUCGCUCUCUGCCGCCAGCGCUCAUCCGUAUACUGGGGGAGCUCGCGGCGAUUCGCGCUACGCGGACGUCUGGCUUGCAGCAAGUUGCUCUCGUCUCCUUGUAUCUCAACGAACGGAGCCUCGCCACGUGAUUGCUUGCUGUUUCGCGGCGGCUGCCUCGUUCGCCGGAACUCCACACUGGCAUGCUGGGUUGCUCUUCCACGCUUUCCACAUUCCCCUCGCCGGUACACCGGGGAGAGGGCGUGAAGCCUACGAAGGAGAAUCGCCGGCGGAGUCUCCUGCUGUGUCCCGAAAAUGUGUUUCACCCGACCGCGGAACUCCAGACGCCACAUGGACAGCAAGACUCGGCCAACAUUCACUGUUCAGCCUUCUCACUUCUCACUCCGAAACGCCCACCCGUAGCUCCAUUCGAACGGGCACUUUCCCUUCGUCUGCGAUUCCUACCAGCCAGGCACUGGCGCCACAACUUUUGAAGGCUGACACCACGCAUUCAGAGGCUUUCGUGUCCCGUGAACAGAGCCCAUCCACACUUCUGGGCGAUGCGGAAUGUCGGAUUAGGCGUGCCUCCAGCAAGAGAGCGGAGGGAGAAGAUAAGCAGAAACGCGGAGGAAGUGGGAAACAGGGUGGUCCGCCAUUGCAGGAGCGCCGCCGAGACCCUGUGUUUGCUACCGACAGAUCGACGCCUGCUUUAGGGUUAGUGACGCCAGAGACGAUGGAUGAACCGGCGACGGUACAGUCACUGAGUGCGUGCGGUGUGACUGUACAAACUGUGUCACAGCUUCAGGCUGUACUUCUCCACCUGGCCUUCGAGUUCGGCGAUUCAGGAGGACUCUCGUCUCUCCACUCACGCGUCCUGCGCGCGGCUAUUUCCCUCCUGGAUUGUUUUCUCCACGCUUCCCUCCCUUACGCUCACCUCAGGGAAGAGGCAUUGCAUCAAACGAAGACAGGCAGUUCCUUUCUGGAGAGUCCCGGCGGCACAACCACAGACCUAGAGCGAUCUUGGGGAGAACAUGCGAGGGCUUCCUUGCCUGCUCACGAGAGGGAAAUCUGUGGAGCGCAGACUUCUUCGUUUGCUUCGUGCGAGAGAGUCAAGGGUUUGUGUCCGCAGCCACUCUUGCAGGACGUCUUUCGCCCCCCCAUAAUGGAAUCUGAAGCCAAGGGACGGCAGUCGGAUUUGAGAGGAAACUCCAACGGCCGCAGCGGGAACGAGGGUGCGAUUCCCUUCGAUCCUCAUUAUGAGGGUUUUGCCAAUCGGGUCAAGUCAUCUCGAUUACACUGCGAGGUACUAGACGCGUUGCGUGGCGUUGUAAGGGUGCGGCGAAACUCUGCAAGCUACGGAGGCGUGCUGAACCACUCGCAGAAUCUUGGUCCGUGUCUGCUUGUGUCCGAGGCACUGAUCCCGCCCUAUGUAGUAGACAUAGCGGUCCACCCUGUGAGCCGUUACCGUGGCAGCUCUGAGCUGUGA
Molecule: messenger RNA, 5025 nt
Organism: Neospora caninum
Lineage: Eukaryota; Apicomplexa; Conoidasida; Eucoccidiorida; Sarcocystidae
Product: putative sodium:solute symporter family domain-containing protein
Exons: 3
Coding region: 1-5025 (1674 amino acids)
Source: RefSeq, a predicted model, not a curated record